Messenger RNA from Thermothielavioides terrestris NRRL 8126, 2372 nucleotides. RefSeq lists its product as uncharacterized. Gene Ontology annotation, molecular function: carbohydrate:proton symporter activity. The transcript has 5 exons. Bases 231 to 1841 code for a protein of 536 amino acids. Gene Ontology annotation, biological process: carbohydrate transport; transmembrane transport. Lineage: Eukaryota; Fungi; Ascomycota; Sordariomycetes; Sordariales; Chaetomiaceae. Gene Ontology annotation, cellular component: membrane. The record is from RefSeq and is a predicted model, not a curated record.
CGGCUCUACCCCGGACGUUCUCUACGCGGCCCCGCGUUGCGACCCCAGGCGGAUAUUUCCUCCAAUGGAGACAAAAGUGGGACGGUAACGUUACCGGCCGACAGCAAACGGGAUCAAAAAGCAGUCAGGAUGGCAGCUUUCCCCAUGACUUGCCGCUCCCCGUGCUCUCUUGCUGACUUCUCCCUCCCACCCUUCGCGCUGCUUGUCCAGGGGAAACGCCAGCCAUCAUCAUGAGUGACGAUACCGAGGGGAAGCCGCAGAGCGGCACCGCUGAGGUCGAGGCGCAGGUCGACCAUGCCUACGACCUCGACGAGAAGGCGCGCGCCGCCGAUUACAAGGCGGACGCCGUCCAGGCCGAGAACGCCGAGCACAACAUGACGGUGCUGGAGGCCGUUCGAGCGUACCCGAUGGCGACCUUUUGGGCGUUUGUCAUGUCCUGCACGAUCAUCAUGGAGUCCUACGACGUCUUCCUCAUCGGCAGUUUCGUCGCGCUCCCGGAGUUUAUCAACGAAUACGGCGUCUACGACGCCGCGAAGGACAUCAUGGUCCUCGAGCCCAAGUGGCAGUCUGCGCUUCAGGUGUCGGGCCAGCUGGGCGCCCUCAUCGGCGUCUUCCUCGCGGGCCCCCUCACCAGCUGGAUCGGGUACCGCUGGGCCACCAUCCUCGCGCUCAUGCUUCUGAACGUCUUCAUCUUCGCGUUUUACUACGCCAGCUCGAUGCCGGUCAUCUUCGUCGCCCAGCUUCUCGAGGGCUUGCCCUGGGGCAUCUUCAUCGCCAACGCCCCCGCCUACUGCAGCGAGAUCGUGCCGAUCCAGCUGCGAGCGCCUGCCACGCAGAUGCUGCAGAUGUUCUGGGCCAUCGGCAGCAUCAUCGUCGGUGCCGUCACCUACGCGUACAGCGGAUACAACAGUCCCAUCGCUUACAGGAUUCCCAUCGCGCUGCAAUGGAUGUUCCCCACCCCGCUCGCCAUCCUCAUGUUCAUCGCGCCCGAGUCGCCCUGGUGGCUCGUGCGGAAGGGCCGUCUCGAAGAAGCGGCCCGCUCGGUCGAGCGCCUGGGACGCAGGUCCAAGCUGAAUUCGAGCGAGACCGUCGCCAUGAUGCGCCGCGUCGUCGAGCUCGAGAGGUCCGAGAAGGAGCCCAACCUCGUGGAGCUGUUCAAGGGCACCGACUUGUACCGCACCCUCAUCGUGUGCGGCGUGUACGCGGCGCAGAACCUGACGGGCAACCUGAUCGCCAACCAGGCUGUCUACUUCUUCGAGCAGGCCGGUAUGGACGUGCACACGGCGUUCGCCCUGGGUCUGAUCACGUCGGCGCUGCAGAUGAUCUUCGUCAUGCUCUCGUGGAUCCUGACCACCUACCUCGGCCGGCGCACCAUCUACCUGUGGGGCUCGUUCUUCAACGUCGUGCUGCUCGUCGCGCUCGGCAUCGCCGGCUCCGUCGGCCAGUCCACCUCCGCCUCGCUGGCGAUGGCGUCCCUGGGCCUCAUCAUCUCCGUGCUCUUCACCCUCGGCCCCGCGCCCGCCUCGUGGGUCAUCAUCGGCGAGACCUCGUCCAUCCGCCUGCGCCCGCUCACCACCGGCAUCGGCCGCGCGUCCUACUACAUCGUCGAGAUCCCCUGCAUCUUCCUCGGCAGCUACAUGCUCAACCCGACGGGCGCAAACCUCGGCGGCAGGUGCGGCUACGUCUGGGGCGGCACCGGCCUGUUCUGCUGGAUCGUCGCCUACUUCUGGCUGCGCGAGAUGAAGAACCGGUCCUACCGCGAGAUCGACAUCUUGUUCAAGCGCAAGGUCCCGGCUCGCGAGUGGACGAAGACGGUUAUCAACGUGGAGGACGACGAGUAGAGAACGUGUUGUGUGUUACGGUACAUACCGGUACGCCUUUUGGCGGCAGCCGUUGGUGAGAUGGAGAGAACUGCGAGGGCACCUGGCUGUGCACUCUCCCGCACAAUGCAGCAUCGAUUCUUCCUGCGCAGAUUCCACCCAACUCAACACUCAUUGUUGACGGCUUCCAAUGCCUAUGUUCCGUGGCCCCGUUUCGUGAAUGUCCUUUCCUGUCUUACCUGAUGGCAGCCUUUUCCUGGGUUGUGGUUGCUACUUGAGGAGGUGUUUAGCACAAGGACCAACCGGCCACUCUCGUCGCUGCGUCGACCGAUCUUGUUCCAUUGCAGAAUAGAAUGGGGGAUCGGUCGUGAAGAUGAGCUCCGACUGGACCUCUCGGACUCUAUGCGAGGAGCUGGCGGGUACUUGUCGGAGCCCCAAAAUCGCCCGAUCUGACUAAGAAACCGAAGCCGCCAGUCGGGUAAGCAGACUUGAAUUGUGACUAUUUUACCCGAUUAUCACGCGUUGUAGCCUCGGGACUUGGCAAUGUUUGCC